This is a messenger RNA of Triticum dicoccoides, 840 nucleotides long. RefSeq lists its product as uncharacterized. The coding region runs from base 111 to 407 and encodes 98 amino acids. NCBI's taxonomy places the organism in Eukaryota, Viridiplantae, Streptophyta, Magnoliopsida, Poales, Poaceae. The transcript is spliced from 4 exons. The record is from RefSeq and is a predicted model, not a curated record.
ACCCUUCCUCUAUUAAAACCUAAAACCACCGGCCGCCAACGCCCCUUCCAAUCACCGCCGCCGCCGCCGCCGCCGCCUCCUCCACCCGCUCCUCCGCCUGAACCCUAGCCAUGGCGUGGCGCGGCGCUGCGUCCCGCACCGUCCUCGCCGCGGUCCGCCGCCCGGCACCCUCCGCCGCGCUCGGCGGCCUCCGCGCCCCUCCUCCCUUCGCGGCCCCGCGCCGCCGGAUCCCUUCCCCCUUCGCCCCCUCCCACUCCACCUCCCCGCUCGGGGCCGCACGGCCCCUGGCGGCCAUGAUGGGGUCGCCGCUGACGGCGGCGGUGGUGCUAGGGCGGAUGACGGCGCACCCGUCUGCCAGCGCCCGGGCCUGCUGCGAGCUCUCCCAGGGAAAUGGGGACGAUGGUUGAUGUUGGAGGCUGGCCAGCAUGACGGGGACUUUAUCUCCUAGAAUGAUGUACUUGAAUUUGCCAUGUUGAUUCACCAUCCUUUUUAAAGAGGAUACAAAUCUUGGAUUCGUCUUUUGGAAAGCUAUUCUGGGGCCGUCCUUUUAAUCCUUGAGUUAUUAGAAGAAUGUCUCCAACAAAAUAGCUUCUCUCCAAAUUACUAGCCUAGACUGAAAAUAAUCUUCCUGUCAUGUGACAUGGUUUAUGUCAUGGAUUUAGCUUCUACUUUUGUAGCGAAAUACCUUUGUGUUGCCUGCUAAGAGGAUUUGGUGGCACAUUUUAUAUGAUUUCUUAGAUUGGAAGGUAUCUCUGUUCCACGAGCAACAACUGUGGUCACACUGUCAUUUUAGUUUCCAGUUGAGCAAUGAUGCUUGAGAUGUGUGUGUCUGAUUUCCAA